UAAUGUUUCCUCGACAUAUUUAUGGUGGCAUCUCCAGGCUAGUUUGCGGCAAGAACAAAUUAAAAUCAUCUAAAAAAUACAGCAAUGGCACAUCCCCUAUCCAGCGUUCAGACUCUCAGGUAGACUCAGUUUUGCAGAAAUAUGAUACUCAACAGAGAAAAUACUUAAAGGAGCCCUGUAUUCUAGUAGAUUCUGCAGAUCAUGUGAUUGGAUCAGCCUCGAAAAAAGACUGCCACCUUCUGACAAACAUCAGUCAAGGAAUGCUUCACAGAGCAUUUAGCGUGUUCUUGUUCAACAAUAAAACUGAGCUUCUUCUUCAACAGCGUGCCGACACAAAAAUAACAUUUCCGGGAAUGUUCACGAACACAUGCUGCAGUCAUCCACUGAGUACCACUCUAGAGCUGGAGGAACGCAAUGCUUUAGGGGUCAGAAGGGCUGCUCAGAGGAAACUGUUCCACGAGCUGGGAAUCCCUCCUGACCAAAUUCCUCUGGAUAAGAUCAAGUAUAUCACCCGAAUUCAGUACUCUGCACGCAAUAUUCCCAACGAUGGCAUUUUUGCUGAAAAUGAGAUCGAUUAUGUUCUCUUUGUUCUGAGGGAGGUGACUUUGAAUAUUAACCAGAAUGAGGUCAAAACUUACCAGUAUGUGAGCCAAGCUCAGUUGAAGGACAUGAUAGCGCAGGCAGACCUUGGCCAAGUGGCAUUGACGCCUUGGUUCAGACUCAUCUGUAAGAACUUUCUGUUCGACUGGUGGGCAAACUUGCAUAAGAUGGAAACCAUCAAGGACCACAAAAAUAUCCAUUUUUUGUCGUAACUCAUUUAUGAUUAUGGGCAUUGUCUAUAAGUGCACAAGAUAUUGCAUUAAACAAGUAUCAGAUGCAUGUUUGUUCUUUUAAUAAAUGAUUGAAUGUA
This is a messenger RNA of Dreissena polymorpha, 910 nucleotides long. Its product is annotated as isopentenyl-diphosphate Delta-isomerase 1-like. NCBI's taxonomy places the organism in Eukaryota, Metazoa, Mollusca, Bivalvia, Myida, Dreissenidae. The coding region runs from base 3 to 812 and encodes 269 amino acids. Gene Ontology annotation, biological process: isopentenyl diphosphate biosynthetic process; isoprenoid biosynthetic process. Gene Ontology annotation, cellular component: cytoplasm. Gene Ontology annotation, molecular function: isopentenyl-diphosphate delta-isomerase activity. The record is from RefSeq and is a predicted model, not a curated record. The transcript has a single exon.